Messenger RNA from Penicillium bovifimosum, 1794 nucleotides. RefSeq names its product C2H2-type zinc finger protein. The transcript is spliced from 6 exons. Gene Ontology annotation, biological process: regulation of transcription by RNA polymerase II. Gene Ontology annotation, cellular component: nucleus. Gene Ontology annotation, molecular function: RNA polymerase II cis-regulatory region sequence-specific DNA binding; DNA-binding transcription factor activity, RNA polymerase II-specific. Lineage: Eukaryota; Fungi; Ascomycota; Eurotiomycetes; Eurotiales; Aspergillaceae. The coding region runs from base 1 to 1794 and encodes 597 amino acids. The record is from RefSeq and is a predicted model, not a curated record.
AUGACGCCUCAAACCCGGCAAGACGACUUUUGCCUCGAAUGCAACUGGGAGGCGUUCCAUAUCGAUGGCAAGGAUACGUUAGAAGAGCCGGGUACUUCCCUACAACAUCAUUGGAACUGCUCAAGCUACGAAGACACAUCGCUGCCCCAUUGUGAGCUCGACGAAGCCUGCUGUGAUGUAGACGACUGCGCGCUAGAUUGUGGCUCAACAUGCGACGGUUUUACGGGGUGUGAUACCUCCACUGCAUGCUCAGUUGCUCACUGUGAUGAUGACAACUGUGAGGACGACGAUUGCGAGGGCGAUAAAUGCGACGAAGAUCAUUGCGACACCUCCCACUGUAAAGAAGAUAUUUGUGGGGACACACACUGUGAGGGUAUUGACCCUCUAUGCUUCGAAGACCACUGCUGCGACGAGACGGAGAGUCAAAGCUGUGGCUAUGGCAGUCUCUUUGGUCUCAACCCUUCAUUUUCGCUUGAUGCAAGCAUCUUUCCUUCCACGUCCAUGAUAAACCAUUCUGUCACUCUCCCGACGAAAGACAUGCAAUAUCCACUCCCUGGCACUACCAAUCCGAGCCAGCAGCGAAAUCUUUUAUCCUCAUACCAAGCGCAUGCCACCCACUGCGAGCAGGAUGUGCAGAAUCACUUCGAUUGUGAUGACUUUCAAAAGGAUUGGCAGGAGCUCUUUGGGGCAUUUCCUGCCCCGGCACAGUCCGACGUUAAUCCAGCAGAAGUUUUCCACAUGCUUGGGAUGUGUUCCGAUUUCUCGAUAUGCCAAGAUCAACACAUACCAGGGCAUCAGAACGGUGUCGACAGCUUUGACAAACCCAGUAUGAAUCACAAUAUCGAUACCAACAUCAACACGCCAGACGCAUUCAAUUGCUUCAAUCGAGAACAUCAUCAUGUCCACAGCUACUCUAAACCGUCCAAUGACCUGAACAUGCAAACUGUCCGGAGAGGACCGCAUCGCAGUCAUGAUCGCUGCCGAGCUCAUACGCAUGCGCAUUGUCACCCAUACUCCCCUUAUUCACGACAAUAUCGAUCCAGUGUCAGCUCUCACCUCUACUCCAGUCCAGGGGAUACUCCACCGUCUCUCGAGGGUGAUGCAUCAUCCGUAUUGACCACACCGGACUUUGCUCCUAAUGAGAAGGAGCUGCAUAUCUGCAAGUGGUCAACAGAGGUUCACGGAACCAAGGCUCCCUGCGGUGCCAUAUUCUCCGACUCUCGUGCUCUGCAAGAGCACCUCGUUGCCAAUCAUAUGAAUACUGUGAAUGGUGCCAAGGGCAAUGGAUAUUACUGUUGCUGGGAAGGAUGCCACCGUCCAGAUGAGCCAUUCUCACAGAAGUCCAAACUUCAAGGCCACUUUCUCACACACAGUAACUACAAGAAUUUCUCGUGCUCAGUGUGCGGCAAGACGUUUGCCAGACAGGCAACCUUAGACCGACAUGAACGCAGUCACCGAGGGGAUAAGCCAUAUACAUGCAAGGACUGUGGCAAAUCCUUCACGGAUAGCAGUGAAUUGAAAACACAUUCGCGCACUCAUACUGGCGAAAAGCCUUUCAAAUGCACCUGGCCAGGAUGCAACUUCACAACAGGCGACUCUUCGAAUAUGUCAAGUCACAGACUCACUCACGGAGAGCGAAAACAUAAAUGUCUCUUUCCAGGGUGCACCAAGAGCUUUACUCGUCCAGACCAGCUGAAGCGCCAUCAGAGGACAACGCAUAAACAAGAAUCUCCCGUGACCCUUCAAUCACCGAGCCUGGAUACUUUCACGAUGACCCCAUUCACUCUCGUUUGA